AUGGAGGUGGAAACCAAUCAUUCUUUGGCGGAUGCUUUCUCAAAGGGGACAGGUACCGACGUGCAGCACCGUGGGAUUGCAGGGGAGGAGGACGGGGCCAUGUAUCGCGAGAUCUUGAACCAACACUCCUCCUCAAAUCACAGUGCACACUGUGUGGUGAGCCAGAAGGCUUCUGGCGACGGUCCCAGUCCCAGCUUCCGCGCGACGGUCCAAAGUCCAGCAGAGCUUUCCGGCAACGGUUCCCAGUCCAGAGCUUCCGGCGGACGUUUCACAGUCCAGAUCUCCGCGACGGCUUCACAGUCCAGAGCUUCCGGCGCGGUUACUGCCGAGUUCCGCAACGGUUCCCAGUCCAAGUUUCCGGCGACGGUUCACAGUCCAGAGCUUCCGGCGACGUCACACUCCAGAGUUCCGGCACGGUCACUGUCCAGAGCUUCCGGCGACGUUCACAUCCGGAACCUCCUGCGACUCCGGGACCUCCAGUACGACGGUCCACAGUCCGGGACCUCCUACGACGUCCACAGUCCGUACCUACGACGGUCCACAGCCGGGACCUCCUACGACGUCCACAGUCCGGUCCUCCUCCGAAUCCACAGUCCGGGACCUCCUUACAACGGUCCACAGUCCGGAACCUCCUGCGAAGUCCACAGUCCGAACCUCCUAGACGGCCACUUCCGAACCUCCUGCCGACGUCACGGUCCAUCCACGCGACGGUCCACGGUCCGAACCACAGCGAGGGUCAACGGUCCAGGCUUCCAUGCAAGGCGUCCCAGUCCAGCUCCAGGCCGGAGCCUUUCUCUGCGUCGGGCCAAGUUCGUCCAGGCACGCGUCCAGUCCCGCUCCAGGCGGAGCUUCCUCUGCUGCGCCAGUGCCAAGUCCAGGCACGGCGUCCAGUCCCGCUCCAAGGCCGGAGCUCUUUCGCGCCGACGUCCAGUCCAGUCAUGGUCUCCCUCUCAGCACUUCGAUGAAGAAAGCAACUCCCCUCCUCCACCCAGGAACAUGAAGGCUCUAUCGGGCGGGCGGCCCAGCCAGCUCCAGAUCACCUCGGCUCACACCUGCGGCCUGGCCGACUGCGAACACUCCCUGGACCACCAUGACUCCCGCACCCCCUCUUACCUCCUCAGCCCCACAGAGAGCUGUCCCAUGGAGCACCGCCGCUGCUCCCCCCAUAGCUCCAUCCACUCUGAGUGCAUGGCGAUGCCCGUCUCCGUCUCCAUGGCCAACACAGACCACUCCAUCUCCAGCAGCACCUUUCCCAGGAUGCAUUACAGUUCCCACCACGACGGUAGCGGGUCACGGGACAGUGGUGGUGGUGGAGGAGGUGGUGGUGGUGGAUCACGGGAUCGAGACGAGUGUGGCUCGUCGCACGGRGGCAGCGGUAAAAUGAACAGAAUCCCGGCCAACCUGCUGGACCAGUUUGAGAAGCAACUUCCGUUACAUCGCGACGGCUUCCACACACUGCAGUACCAYAAGACACACACRACCACCACGGAGCAGCGCAACGAGAGCCCUGGGAGGAUCCGACACCUGGUCCACUCUGUCCAGAAGCUCUUCACCAAGUCCCACUCCCUGGAGGGCUCGUCCAAGAUGAACGGCACCAAGGGGGACUCGCACCGGGAAGGCUCCCACCACCACCAUCCCAACCACCAUGGYCACCACAAACACAGCAAGCGCAGUAAGAGCAAAGAGCGUAAGUCAUCAGACAGCAGCGGGAAGCAGCGCUCCGGGGUGGCGGGCUGGUGGAGCUCGGACGAUAACCUGGACAGUGACAGUACGUACCGGACGCCRAGCGUUAUGUCCCGCCAACAGGUGGACCACAUCAGCCACUGCUACCCCGACUCUGUCCACAGCCACUACGGGAACCUGUCGCUCAAGACCUCCAAGAGCAACAACGAUGUGAAGUGUUCCGCGUGUGAGAGCGUGGCCAUGGCUCCUGAAGGGAAGUUCAUGAAGAGGAGCUCCUGGUCAACGCUGACUGUCAGCCAGGCCAAGGAGGCCUACAGGAAGUCUUCCCUCAACCUGGAGAAACCCAUGACGCCCACAGACCUCAAGCCCAACCUCAGGCCSUGCCACUAUCUACAGGUACCUCAGGAUGAGUGGAGUGGUUACCCAGGGGGAGGUAAGGACGAUGAGAUCCCCUGCCGGAGGAUGAGGAGCAGCAGUUACGUCAAAGCCAUGGGUGAUGAGGAGAGUGGAGAGUCUGACUCCAGCCCCAAGACGUCCCCCGUGAAGACGGUCCGGCCAGACGCCCUGGUCAAGUCUGUCAUGCAGAGACCACUCCUAGACUCCCAGAGUCAUAACUACCACUUGCAGGCCUCAAGAGACAUGCACCCCCACCACCCCAGCAUGGCCCUGGAGCCCUCCACCAACUACAACUCCCAGCAGCCACCUCUCCCAGCAGCCCAGUUCCGCUCCAGGAACCAGAGCUACAUGCGGGCGGUCAGCACUCUCAGCCAGGCCAGCUGUGUUAGCCAGGUGAGCGAGACAGAUAUAAACGGUCAGUUUGAGUCAGUAUGUGAGUCGGUGUUCAGUGAGGUGGAAUCCCAGGCUGUGGAGGCUCUGGACCUGCCCGGCUGUUUCCGGACAAGGAGCCAUAGCUACCUGAGGGCCAUCCAGGCUGGCUACUCCCAGGAUGAUGACUGCAUCCCCACCAUGACCUCCUCCACUGUCACCUCCACCAUCAGGUCCACCACAGCGGUCACGUACACGAACAACUACAAGAAGACGACCCGCCGCCCCGUCCCACCCCGCUCCACUGGCUCCAAGGCCCUCAUCUCCGUCACUGCCCAGAGCAGUACAGAGUCCACCAGGACCUACCAUGAGGGCAGGCACCCUCGAGGUGGGCGACGGGCUGGGCCUGAGCCUGGGCAGGCCCUGUAUACUCCCACAGACAGCCUGGACAGUGCCAAGGCCGUGACUAUAGCCAUGGAGGCAGCUGGGCUGAGGUCUGGGAAGAGGCACCCGUCCACAGACCGUCACAGUCACAGCUCAGUGGUGACCUGUGAUAAAGCCAUCCUGGUGUCCAAGGCUGAGGAGUACCUCAAAACACCACGCUCCUCCAUAGGAUACAGAUGCAAACUGCUGUUGCUUUCUUCCCUGUCCCUGUCCGUGGAAGCAGCCACCGACUCGGAGUCAGAAAGUAAAGGGUCGAAGGAAUACCAUUCUGUGGGGAUCCAGGUGGAAGCUGACAGACGAGUGCAGGGCAGGUUGAAGCGCUCCAAUAGUGUAACAGCCUCUGUGCAGGCUGACAUGGAGAUGGAGGGGUUUCCCACCAUGGAGGACAAGGGCCUACAAUUUGGAGGGGGCUUCCUAGGGGGGCACUCUGAGCCCAGCACGCCCACCCAGUAUGGGGUGCGCACCGUCCGCACCCAGGGCCUCUUCAGCUACCGGGAGGACUACCGGACCCCUACGGAGCCCCCUUGCCCCCAGCAGACCUCCAACGAGACCACCUGGCAGCUAGAGCCCCCCUCCCCCAGGGAGCCAGCAGAGUUGUCGGGCGAGUCGUGCCGGACGUCCCCCGCCUUGCGGAGGGAUGGAAGCUGGUUCAUGCAGCUGCUCCACGCAGAGACCAAGAGGAUGGAGGGAUGCUGUAAAGAAAUGGAGGCAGAGGCGGAGGAGAACGACCUCUCUGAGGACAUCCUAGGUAAAAUCAGGAGUGCGGUGGGCAGUGCUCAGCUCCUCAUGUCUCAGAAAUUCCAGCAGUUUUACUGGUUGUGUCAGCAGAACCUGGACCCCAGUGCCAUGCCCCGCCCCACCUCUCAGGACCUGGCUGGAUUCUGGGACCUCCUGCAGCUGUCCAUUGAUGACGUCACCACCAAGUUUGACGAGCUGCAGCAGAUAAAGAACAACGACUGGAGGCCCGUGGAGAAGAGCCCAGAGAAAAGGUUACCACCUGUCGCACCAAAGAAGUCCAUGAUCGGGAAGAGAGGCGUGACACGGGAGAAGUCUCUUGACCUUCCAGACCGCCACCGCCUGGAAGCACGCAGGAGGCUGAUGCAGGCCAAGCGGGCGGCUUCCUUCCGUCAGAACUCGGUGUCAGAGAGAGCAGACAGCAUCGAGAUCUACAUCCCUGAGGCCCAGACUCGCCUUUGAGAGGACUGGGACAGGGGUCAGGGGUGAGGGGCGUCUCCCCCCUCAGACUACCCCUCAACUAGACUCUCCUUUAACUAGCCUUUUUCUAGACUAUCUACUGUACACUUCCCUCCUUUAUCUGUCUCCUCAUGACUUCACUAUCAUCAUCUUCUGAGUUCAUCUCCACUCCAGCCCUUAUUGAGUAGGAUAUCACAAAACUACAGAUAUGUAUUAGUGGAUAUACACUGAGUAUAUCAAACAUCAGGAACACCCC
This is a messenger RNA of Salvelinus sp. IW2-2015, 4342 nucleotides long. The record is from RefSeq and is a predicted model, not a curated record. Lineage: Eukaryota; Metazoa; Chordata; Actinopteri; Salmoniformes; Salmonidae.